Messenger RNA from Adineta steineri, 1292 nucleotides. Lineage: Eukaryota; Metazoa; Rotifera; Eurotatoria; Adinetida; Adinetidae. The record is from the annotation of a GenBank genome assembly.
AUGCAUACUCAACACGUUUUCGAUGGACGUGCUGUAUGCUCUCGAAAAUCUGACGACGACGACAAUGAUGAUGAUGAUCAUCAUCAUGAAAGAAAAUGGAUUGUUGUUACAUUGUAUGUCGCUGUCGUUGGUCUUUUCAUGGAGAAAAAGAAGAACGGCGAAAAAAAAAAUCGGGUGGUAGUAAGAAGAACAGACAACGUUAUGUGGCUGGACAAACCAGAUGUUGCAUACAACGCAAAAAAGAGAGCGAGAGAGUAACACAAUUCACUAAUUAUUUCAUACAAUCUGUAGUAAAAUAUGAAAAAGAUUGUUUGGAAUUAUGAUAUUAUUUGUGAAUAACUUGUGAAAUGUAAUGCGAGAAAGGAAGAAGAGAAGAGAACGUCGUCACCAUCACCAACCAACACCCGAACGACGACCAACGGUAAAGCAUCAAAUAAUCGUCCGUUUGAUUGUAAUGCAUUUUUUUUCCUCUCGUUCUUUCCAUCUUCGUGGUGUCCUGUCCUUUUUACUCUCUUUCUCGAGCGCGCGUUUUGCUUGCCCCUCACUUCGUCUUCGCCCGUUCGCCGCUCUCAGCUCCCGCUCUGUCUUUGUCUCUCUCUCUCGCUCUUUCCGCACACAUGCAUACACACGCACACAAUCAGUGUACAAGGACAUAACAAAAUAAGAGAGUAGAGGACAAGAGAGUAGAAGAAAGAACGUCGUCAUUAACGGUCACUUCACCCACCAAAUAUACGUGUAUAUAUACAUAUAUAUAUAUAUAUAUUACAUUGACGACAACGGCUACGACUGCACUAUUCAAAUAUAUGUGCUUUAAGUAUGUAACACAUAUCUAUGUCUCAAUAAGUCACAUCAACAUCUGACCCGAUAACACAUAUAUUAUGUCUCGUCUGCAAUAGCAUAAGUCAUCUGUUCGUUUUCUUUCGAUUGAUAAAAUAUGUAUGAUCUAAUUGAGUUGACAUUUGAUAGGUUCGUAUUUUUGCUAAUAUUCUAAGUGAGAUAUGGUCUGACCCAUUCAAAUAUCAUCAUUAGUAUAUAUUUUUUUUCAGCAAAAGAAGAAAUCAGUAGAAAAAAAAGAAAAUAAUGCAUGAAAGAUGAUUUAGGCCGGAUGGGUAGCUCGCCUGCGGACUCCCAUUUCAUCAACAACCAACUAUUGCAACGAACGAUGAUGAUGAUGAUGGUAAUGUUGUGUUGAAUACCAACGCCCGAACGAUUUUCUUUCUUUCUCACACUCUCUUCGUCUUCUACUACUCUUCAUCCUCUUCUUAUUUCUUUUCUUGUCGUCCUCCUGUCGC